ACGGGUCGCUAUCCAUCGACAAUGUCGCAGAUNGACAAAGCUCUCGUACGGGUCGCUAUCCAUCGACAAUGUCGCAGGUUGGUGGUAGUUGGUGUGAGCGAGGACGACGUCCGCUUCGGUUGGACCUACACGGAUAUUAGCAGGUUCGACACCUUCUCGAGCAUGUUGGCGUCGAAGGCAGCGUUCUGGAUGCUUGCGGGGCAAGGGGCGACGCUGUGAGCAGGGUGCUGGGAAAUCAUGGCUUGCGCGUCAUGACGAACGACUUGAUUGCUGCGUGAGUUGGCUGGUGGUUUUGAUUUUUAUUUUCUUGGCAAGCCGGGAAAGUAAAGCCGCAGCGGUAUGAGGUGUAGCUUUCAAGCUGAGACUGUCAUUCCUGGAACCAACUAAAAUGCGUGGUGAAUGGCUGAAAGCGAACCCACCCAGCGCGAUUGUGGUUCUGCCCCGCGCGGUUUACCGCGGUAGGACGUGCCAUUCGACGGAGGCUUGGGUAAUUUGGCACAUUGGUGCAAGUGCAAACACACCCCGGAAGCAGGCUAUUUUUUUCUCCACGUCGUAACAACAUGCGGUGAUAGGAAAUACGAAUAGGCUGCAGAGUGGACGACGAUCCGUCGUGCGUUUUACAUGUCCACAAGUCGACAGGUCUGUUGGGGGGUAGUGUACCGAGCGUGCUCCAUGUAUUUUAUGGGAUAACAUUGUUCGCGCCUCCCCCUCACCCCAUUGUUUUUUUGUUUUCUCUUCGCGGGGUUAUUGUGUUCUUUUAAUUUUCCAAGUCCACACGUCGAUAGGUCUGAUCGGGGUUAGCGUGCCUAGUGUGUCCCGUUCAUUUUACGUAAUAACGUAUUUUGCGGCCCCCGUCCACCCGUUUUUUUUUCUCUUUUUUUUUUAUUUCGGUACGGGGUUGGGCUUUUUUAUUUUUUCGACGACAAGAGGCCUCAGGACGAAUGCUAAGUACCCUGCAAUAAGAAUCAGAGGUACAAUUGUCGCGUGUACCCGUUUACACUUGUGUUGCAGGGUCCCCGAGGGCGUUUUUCGAUACUUUUUUUACCUCGUGAAUGUGCGCAUGUUCGUCCCGUUUCCGAUGUUUCUUUUGUGUUGUUGUCCUUGUCUCUUCUUCCUUGUUUCAUCUUGCCCCUAAUCCCUUCUUGACCGUUUUCGAUCGUAUCUCAAUUUUUUGUUUUGAGUAACGAUGCUAUCACAAAAUUCGCGUGUUGAAUGAUUAUUUCUUGUUCAAAUUUUGGUUCCGUUGGUUGAUUUCUAGAAAGGUGUACCCCUUUGUUGGGGUUGGUAGCCUGUGACCACGGAAGGC
Molecule: messenger RNA, 1306 nt
Organism: Ectocarpus sp. CCAP 1310/34
Lineage: Eukaryota; Phaeophyceae; Ectocarpales; Ectocarpaceae
Source: the annotation of a GenBank genome assembly